This is a messenger RNA of Galdieria sulphuraria, 1095 nucleotides long. RefSeq lists its product as hypothetical. Bases 7 to 1059 code for a protein of 350 amino acids. The record is from RefSeq and is a predicted model, not a curated record. NCBI's taxonomy places the organism in Eukaryota, Rhodophyta, Bangiophyceae, Galdieriales, Galdieriaceae. The transcript has a single exon.
UCGGAUAUGGCAGAGACUAAAGGAAAUUCUUGUCCUGUACAACCAAGUUCCAAUGAAGCAAACAAAGCAAACGAGGUUAUUGAAUGUCCUUUUGGUUUUGGUACAAGAGCAACAAGUACUGAAUGGGAAAAAGCUAUAGCUCCUCUUUGCUGCCCACUUUGUCAUGCUUUGCUCUAUGAAACUCAGAGAGCAACACCUUGUGGACACUGUUACUGCAAAACGUGUAGCUUUAAAGUAAAGGACUGCCUCCUUUGUGCUGCAGAUAUAGAGGAAUUUGCGAAUGCAGCUGAUGUGGACUCAGACGUUGAAUCUUUCAUCCGAGCACAUAGUCAUAACAUAGAUUUGUUGCAAAGUGAUCAAACUCCCAGUACUCAAACGUCUGAAAGUGAGACUGACGUGCUGCUGAAAAGGACAACUUUUUUGCUCUAUCAAGCUUUGAAAGCACAAAAGGGGGGUAACUCUGCUAGUGCCCUAAGCAGACUCCAGCAAGCUGAGUCGGAAUUGAUGCAUAAGAAAGAACAGAGUUGUGUCAAUCAGAGGUCCAUUAUUCUGGGCAAACUGAGCGAUAUACUGUACGUGUUCUCUUUAUGGUACAUUUGCACUGACUUGUGCGUUAGAUGCAGUGAAAACGAACCUGGAAAAGCAGCCAAGUACAUUGAACAAGCUUGUUUGCUGUUGGAGAACGACCUGUCAACAGGAGAACAGCUAUAUGAAAAGGAACUUUUAGGUGUUUUAUCAACAUCCCAUGGAAAAGCUGGUGAUAUUUAUGCUCUCCUUGAAAAUGAUGACCUCGCCAUUAGUCAUUAUUCGAGAGCUGUUGCUUUGAAAGAACAGCUAAUCGGCUUAGAUGCUAAUGCAGAUACCUCCAUGAGCUUACAAAAAGCCUUGUUAUUGACGAAAUUAGCAGAAAUUCUCAACUUAGCAGCUAGAAAGCGUGCAUAUGAUGCUCAAAGGGUGGUUGAAUCCCUUGGACAAUUAGAUCAUUCAACUCUUAGCGAGAGAGACCAGAACGUAGUAGAAUAUGUGAAUAAUUCAAUUGCUUUCAUUUUAGGCGAAUGAAAUCCAAGUAUUUUACAUAAAGUGGUCCUUGAAGAA